Molecule: messenger RNA, 2426 nt
Organism: Propithecus coquereli (Coquerel's sifaka)
Lineage: Eukaryota; Metazoa; Chordata; Mammalia; Primates; Indriidae
Gene: SLC22A1
Product: solute carrier family 22 (organic cation transporter), member 1
Exons: 11
Coding region: 276-1940 (554 amino acids)
Biological process (GO): transmembrane transport
Cellular component (GO): membrane
Source: RefSeq, a predicted model, not a curated record
GUGGGCUCCAGCUCUCUCAGGGUCUCAACCUUGCUGACGAGCUUUCCUGGCAAAGCAAAGAGGUUGGCCAGGCAGCCUUGUGCACACCACCCCUGCUUUGAGACCGCACUGUGGGGUAAAAGAUUAUUUCCACUUGGUUGCCUUCCAGACUUAUCACGCUUGGACAGCCCCUUGAUUUCAAAACACCCCUUUUCAAAGAUCUCUAAGAGAGACGUUGCACCCACCCUCUGCAGCCAGAGCAGGCCGGGCCUGGGCGGUGAGGGUGCUGACCCGUCAUGCCCACCGUGGACGACGUCCUGAAGCAGGUUGGGGAGUUCGGCUGGUUCCAGAAGCAAGCCUUCCUGACCCUAUGUCUGCUCUCGGCUGCCUUCGCGCCCAUCUACGUGGGCAUCGUCUUCCUGGGCUUCACCCCUGACCACCACUGCCGCAGCCCCGGGGUGGCCGAGCUGAGCCGGCGCUGCGGCUGGAGCCGGGUGGAGGAGCUGAACUACACGGUGCCAGGCCCGGGGCCCGCGGGCGAGGCCUUUCCGCGCCAGUGCAGGCGCUACCAGGUGGACUGGAACCAGAGCGCCCUGCGCUGCGCGGACCCCCUGGCCGACCUGGCCGCCAACAGGAGCCACCUGCCGCUGGGCCCCUGCGAGCACGGCUGGGUGUACGACACGCCCGGCUCCUCCAUCGUCACCGAGUUUGACCUGGUGUGUGCCGAUGCCUGGAAGCUGGACCUCUUUCAGUCCUGCGUGAACAUGGGCUUCUUCCUGGGCUCUCUGACCGUCGGCUACAUCGCAGACAGGUUUGGCCGCAAGCUGUGUCUCCUGGCUACCGUGUUGGUGAACGCCAUCGCGGGCGUGCUCAUGGGCCUGGUGCCCGACUACGUGUCCGUGCUGCUCUUCCGCCUGCUGCAGGGGCUGGUCAGCAAGGGCAGCUGGAUGGCCGGCUACACGCUGAUCACAGAGGUCGUCGGCUCGGACUACAGAAGAACGGUGGCGAUCCUGUACCAGGUGGCCUUCACGGUGGGGCUGGUGCUGCUCACCGGGCUGGCCUACGUCCUCCCCCACUGGCGCUGGCUGCAGCUGGCCGUCUCCCUGCCCACCUUCCUCUUCCUGCUCUACUACUGGUGCGUGCCGGAGUCCCCUCGCUGGCUGUUGUUGCAAAAGAGAAACGCUCAGGCCGUGAAGAUAAUGAACCACAUCGCCCGAAAGAACGGGAAGUUGCCGCCUGAAGACGUGAGGAUGCUCUCCCUCGAAGAGGAUGUCCCGGGACAGCUGAGCCCUUCCUUCGCAGACCUGUUCCGCACGCCGAGCCUGAGGAGGCGCACCUUCAUCCUCAUGUACCUCUGGUUCAGCAGCUCUGUGUUCUACCAGGGCCUCAUCAUGCACAUGGGUGCCACCGGCGGGAACCUCCAUCUGGAUUUCCUUUACUCUGCUCUGGUUGAGUUCCCUGCGGCCUUCAUCAUCUUCGUCACCAUUGAUCGCUUCGGCCGCCGCUACCCCUUGGCCGUGUCAAAUCUGGUGGUAGGGGCAGCUUGCUUCAGCAUGGUUUUUAUCUCACAUGACCUGCACUGGUUGAAAAUCACGGUGGCUUGUGUUGGCCGAAUGGGAGUCACCAUUGUGCUCCAAAUGCUCUGCCUAGUGAAUGCCGAGCUGUACCCCACGUUCAUCAGAAACCUUGGAAUGAUGGUGUGUUCCUCCCUGUGUGAUGUCGGUGGGAUCAUCACUCCCUUCGUGGUCUUCAGGCUGAUGGAGAUGUGGCAAGACUUGCCCCUUGCUGUGUUUGCGGCGUUGGGCCUGGCUGCCGGGGGAAUGACGCUGCUUCUUCCGGAGACCAAGGGGGUCGCUUUGCCAGAGACCAUCGAGGAUGCUGAGAAACUGCAGAGGAAAGCAAAACCCAAAGAAAAGACGACUUACUUUGAGAUCCAAACAUCAGAAGGCCCAGGCAACUGAGAGAGACGCUUUACUGGGGAUGGAAUGUACGAGGGACGGAGAUAGAGUUACCCUCUGCGGAGAUCCUUGGAAGCCCUCACCUCUCUGUGUCCAUCCUCAUACCUGCCUGCCCCACAUCAGGCCAAGUCCUAAGGAAUUGUUUGCAUGGGCUUUGUCUCUUACUUUUUUUCUUACUUUCAAGUCCCCCGAAGCCCUGGUGACCUUUCAUCUGUUCACUCAUGCUAGUGAGAAUGAUUGGUACUCUUGGGACCAGGUACAAAAUUAUCUGAAGUAUUUUGAAGAUCACUACUGCUUUUCUAGAAUAAGUAUUGUUUUAUUUACUCUCUGAAACAAAAUGCCUUUGCAUUUGAAGGUAUCUGUGUUGGCAAAAGCAUAUCAACAUGUAGAUUGUUUGGGGAGUAGCUGGCCCUCCAUACCCAUGGGUUCCACAUUUGUGGAUUCAACCAACCACCGAUCAAAAAUGUUCAGAAUAAAAGGACGGUUGUG